Molecule: messenger RNA, 1975 nt
Organism: Drosophila persimilis
Lineage: Eukaryota; Metazoa; Arthropoda; Insecta; Diptera; Drosophilidae
Exons: 3
Coding region: 81-1892 (603 amino acids)
Source: RefSeq, a predicted model, not a curated record
UAUUGUCGAAAAACCCAACCAAUUUAGGGUUUUUCGUACACUUUUUUUGACAACCAAAUUCUGCAAGAAGAACCCACACAAUGGACGAUGGCUUAUGGCAUCGGACACAGGCCCUGAAUCUCUAUACCUUCGGGCGUGAAUUGAAGAACGACGAUGCAAGCCUUACCCAAAGCCAAGGGGAGUCUUCAUUAAACCCCGAGGCCAAGGAGUUUGUGCCUUCGCAUAAGAGCUUGAAAGUAAAGGAAUUUGUACCCUCACAUAAGAGCCCAGAGGUGAAGGAGUUUGUUCCCUCGUAUAAGCAGAAGUCCGAGGAGAAGAAGACAGAGUCCACAUCGAAACCAACAUCGUCGCGUCGUGAGGCGAUAGGUGAUACCGAUGGCAAAAUAUCGCAGCGCGAUAUGCAGUAUAUAAAUAUCCAAAGGCAGAUCUUUGAGCUCCUCACCGAGCUGGGUGAUGAACAGAUACCCCUGGACACCGUAGUUGUGGCUCUCUUGCCCAAUGGCCGGGGUCUCAAUCUAAAGUUUACCACCAAGGAGUACGUCGGUGGCAAGAAUCAGCUGGACGAGGAAUUGUGCAGCAACACUUGCCUCACUCUGCAUGUCAACGAGCCCGAGGAGUUUGCCAGCAAGCCGGAGAAUGUGUUGGUUAAUCAAUUCCUCAUUCGCAUGAACGAUCAUCUGAGCGAAAAGCUGGAGCACACCGAUGCCGUAGCGGCGCCCAAGUGUCCGAUAAACAGGAAUCGCAGCUACACGGAGCUGGAGAUCGAGCAACAGAUCGAGGGGAUCAAGGUGUUUGACAACUUCUUCAACUACACCGAAUCGAUGCUCAACCAGGAGAGGGUCACCCAAAAGGCCUUCAAGGAGCUGUUCCACAGUCUUGGAAUGAUUGCCCACAGAAGCUGUUCAGCCACACCGGUUGGGAGUCCCCGCAAAUCGAUUCUGCCUCCUUCGAAAGCCGCCAAAAUCGAUGAGGAUGAGCAGGAGGCAGAGGAGGCCUACGCCUCCAGCAACGAGUCCGAGUCUGAGGGUCUUCGCGUCAAACAACUGGAAAGGGAUCUACGAGGCAAUCAACUGGAAAGGGAUCUUCGCAAGUAUAUGAGGGACAAGCUCUACCGCAUUGAGGAUGACAAUGGUCUGCAGCUGGUGAACCAACUCAGCGACGCAGAUCUGCAAGAAAUGAUGCCGAAUGACUUCGAAAUGGCUGGGCCACCAUCCACGCCAGCCAUCUGCCAGACGGGCCAGGGCAACACACCAUCCUACAAGUCCCCCGGACGCAAAAAGUGUUUCAUGCAUUCAACACUGAUGUCUCCAAUACCGGCAGCUCGCUGCCAGAAGGAAAGGGUGCCCUCAACGACACAGAAAUUGCGGCACUGGGGCUGCUCCAUAGGCAGCCCCUCAUUUGCAGUGACCAAGAAGCUGCAGGCAGAGCUCCAGCCACAGUUCAUUGCCACUGGAGUGCGCACCAAAACCCAUCAGCGAAUGGCCAAAUCGGGAGUAUCUGGAUCUCAGCAGCUGCGAUCUCAGCACGCCAGCAGCGUGGCAGCAGCGUCUACGGCCAGUCGUGUGGUCAAGACCAGUACCAGUGGCAGUAUCAUAGUCAGUGACAGGGCUGCUGCCGCUGCUGCGGGUGCUGGGGCUGCGGUUACACAGAAGCAGCGAUCGAAUCUCGCCGGCCAAGCGCCUGGUAACGACCAUGCCACCAAUGCUGGAGGAGUGUCUGCCCCCAAGCAAAAUAAAUCUCAAGGGGUCCCAAAAAAGAUGCUGCCACGUAGCACACAGACUUCGUUGAUGCGUCAGUUGGAGGUCAAGCGGUUAUUUUAUCCACAGCGGCUGAGUCUUAUGCACGGCGACAGCGACCACGAUUUGCUCUUCAAUGAGUAUCUCUUCAAGUAAUUAUUUGACAUCAAAUGCAAUGUACGUGUUAUGUUUACGUUACUAAAAGUGUUAUCCGCCGAUGUACUUGGCACUUCACCCAA